Messenger RNA from Gossypium arboreum, 933 nucleotides. RefSeq lists its product as uncharacterized. The record is from RefSeq and is a predicted model, not a curated record. Bases 23 to 625 code for a protein of 200 amino acids. The transcript is spliced from 2 exons. Lineage: Eukaryota; Viridiplantae; Streptophyta; Magnoliopsida; Malvales; Malvaceae.
GUUUCAACUUCAAGAUGGAUACAUGAUCUCAAGUCUAGAGAAAUUGCAUCUUUUUAAUGUGAUUAGGUUGCGAGAUAUAUGGAAGGGUCCCAUCCAGGUUGCAACCAAUCUCAGAGAACUAAGGGUUUGCCGCUGUAAUAAUUUGACAUACAUCUUUCCAGUUACACUCAUUCCACAUUUACCACAAUUAAGCAUUCUAAGGAUAAAGUCAUGUGUGAACUUGAAGAAGAUAAUUGGAAAUGAUGACAUUUUAGCAUCUUCAUCAUCACAAGGUCCUCAGUUGGAGAUGAAAAUGGUAUUCCCUCAGUUAAAGAAAAUAAAACUUAAAAAUUUGUCAAAGCUCGAGAGCUUCAGCCCUGUGGGUUAUCAUCUAGAAUUCCCAUGUUUGCAGUCGCUUGACAUUAAGCAAUGUUCCAAGAUGAUCACAAGUUUCAGUGCAGAUUAUUUAAUGUUGAGUGUGCAUGCUAAAACUGAUCAGGCAUCUCAGCUAAAUGAUACCAAUCCCUCACGAGAAGAUAUAUCCUGGGAAAGGAAUAGACCUACCUUACUACCUCAGUAUAAGUUGAAGUUGAAGAAAUUUCACCCUGUAAGUGAAAAAUGUUGCAGAAAUCAUUCUUCAGCCUAAAUCACGUAGAUUGUACGACUAGUCAACAUUAGUUAAUUAACUAGGUAAAUAUGGCAUGACCUUUUACCUUUCUUCUCGCCUUGGUUUUUUUUUUCUUUUUAUUUGUCUUUUUAGUUCUAAUUAUUACUUAUUUUUUUUAUUAUGUUUUAAGGAAUAAUCUACUCAUUGCUUUAUUUUUUGUGCAGAGUUUGAUACAUUUGCUACUUUGAAAAGCAUUUUAAAACAUAAUGUUGGACAAUAUUUACCAAUUGGUUGAUUUUUGUUGCCAUGAAUAAAUUAAUUUGUUGAUUUUGUUCGACAGAAAUAAA